AUGAAGGACACAUUCAUCGAUGGCUUGAAGGCCCAUCUGGAUGGUGUGACUGUCAUCACCUCAUCGAAGGAUGGUGAGGAUGGGGAUGAUGACCGGGAUUUGGGUGGAAAUGUUGUUUCAAGGCAUGUCACUCAGGGUGCGGGGAUGAGUAAGCCGAGAGCAUCAGGAAAGACACCGAUGAUUGAAAAUCUGGAAGAGCGCUUGUUUAGGAUGGAGGAGUCGAUCAAGGACAUCGUUGAUUUUGUGAAAGAGGAGAGGCUGAUUAGAACAGAAAAGGAGAAGCAAAAGAAGAGAGAUGAAGAUGAAGGCGAUGAAGAGAAAGAAGAAGAAAAAAAUAAAAAAGCUAUUGGUGAAGAAGAAAACAUAGCUGAUGGAUCAGCUGGUGUGGAGAAGAAGGAUCAUGACAAAGGCAGGCAGGAUAGAGAAGAUAAAAAUGAGAAAAGUAUUUGUGAAGAAGAAAACAAUGAAGGAGAUGGAGAGGAAGCAGAAAGAGAAAAAUGCAGGAGAAGUAGAGAAAGAAGAAGGAAAAAAUGA
Molecule: messenger RNA, 534 nt
Organism: Capsicum annuum
Lineage: Eukaryota; Viridiplantae; Streptophyta; Magnoliopsida; Solanales; Solanaceae
Product: cilia- and flagella-associated protein 251-like
Exons: 2
Coding region: 1-534 (177 amino acids)
Source: RefSeq, a predicted model, not a curated record